CGGAAGGAGAAGCCGAGACCGGCUAUAUGGUGGGGCGCUGGCGGUGUCGCUGUGGAGAGUGGGUGCUGCUCUCAGCUUUUCUCUGAGUGCAGUGUCUGUGUGGAGAGACCUCCUGGUACAUUGGAAAGAAUUCGAAAAGCUGUUUGCUCUGCUAAUUUUGUGGUGUAAAUGAGUUCCCCUUCUUUUGAAACAUUUGCCUUGUGUUAGCAAAACAUAGGAGAGAAAGAAACUCAUUACACGCUCUUCUAAUGAUGUUUUCUUCCAAUGGGCCUUUGGUGUAGGAUGUUGGAGAACCAAGAGCCGGAGGAGGUGAUCACUGUGCGUGUUCAGGACCCCCGUGUGCAGAAUGAGGGCUCCUGGAAUUCUUACGUGGAUUACAAGAUCUUCCUCCAUACCAACAGCAAAGCCUUCACUGCCAAGACGUCCUGUGUACGUCGCCGUUACCGUGAGUUCGUGUGGCUGAGAAAGCAGCUACAGAGAAACGCUGGUUUAGUGCCUGUCCCUGAACUUCCGGGGAAGUCAGCCUUCUUUGGCGGCUCAGAUGAGUUCAUCGAGAAGCGCCGACAGGGCCUGCAGCACUUCCUCGAAAAGGUCCUGCAGAGCGUCGUCCUCCUGUCAGACAGCCAGUUACACCUCUUCCUGCAAAGCCAGCUCUCGGUGCCCGAGAUAGAAGCCUGUGUCCAAGGCCAAAGCCCCAUGACCGUUUCCGAUGCCAUUCUUCGCUAUGCUAUGUCAAACUGUGGCUGGGUCCAGGAAGAGAGGCAGGGCUCUUGUCACUUGGCUAAAGGAGACCAGCCUAAGAGUUGCUGCUUUUUUCCAAGAUCGGCCAGGAGGAGUUCGCCCUCACCGCCUCCUGAGGAGGAAAAGAAUCAUUUUGAGGUGUGGGCUCCUGUUGUUGACUCUGAGGCCCCCUCCGUGGAAAGCCCCCCUCUGCCACCCCCUACCUCGCCGUCAUGCUGUGACUUUGCAAGACCUGAUGAGGGACCCUCUGAUCCUCAGCCUGUGAGGAGGUCCCUGGGAGGGGACCAUGCUGUGCCUUUGGGUCCGAGUCAGUUAGGAACAGUUUUGGAAAAGUGAACUCUGCUCCGAACUCGAGGGCCUGCUCUGAGGUGGACAGAGGAGAUGCAGACGAGGCGAUGCAAGCGCCCGGGUGGGACUGGGCACAGGGCAGGUGUUGGCGAGGCCGGGCUGCUUCACAGGUGCCUCUGUGCGCGUUGGUUGCAUAGAGGUCGGUCGCGACGACUCCUCAAGCUCUCUCCGUAGAAAUAAACACUGUGCAGAUGUUUGUAAGCUAAGCGCAAGGUGCAGGGGCUGUUGGUUUUGAGCAGAAUCCCAUGUUUACUCCCUUGGGAGCUGAGUUUCUUAUGAUGUUUGUUAACAGGCCCAGGAGCACUGCCCCAAGUGACUGAUUUUGGGAAUCUGUAAGUGGCAGAUGUUAAGCUGCCGUAUUGAAUAUUGUCCCGACAGAAUUGCUGUGCUGUUGUAUUCCCACUGGCUCUGCUUUGCUGCAGGCCCUGGAGCACUUCGUUUCUGGCAGGCUGGCCCCUUGCCUACCUCCUUGCACGGCCAGGGCAGUGAAAAUUUAUUCUCCCACCUCCUUGCUUUUCCUCCACUGGUACCACUGAACGGAAUGGUCCUGUGGCGGCUGCCAUGGGGGUUUCCUGCAUAUCCCGAGGCCUCAGCCUGGCUGUGUAGGGCCCGGGGCCCACAAAGUAGGUCGUGACUACCCAUGGAAGAGGAGUGGCUGUUCACGGCCAGAGGAAAGGCAGACAGCCCGGGGAGCUUUGUUUUGGAAAAUACUGUCCUGGCCUGUCACUGUCUCUUCUGGUUAUAGAGCAGAGAUGCAACCAUCUUUUCUGCAGAGGCGGAAUGGGCUCCUGUCUUUGUUGAAACCUUUUCUUCUCCCCCAGUGACAGCUCCCUGCCUCCAGGGCUGCAGCCUCCGCAGUGCCCCUCUGCUGUGCGGCAGGGAGGCCGUGUGCUCAGUCCAGUGGGGCGCAAGGGCUUUGUUUCUUCCUGGAGAGGACCUGGGGGCGGGGGCGGGGGUGAGGAGCAGCAUGCCUUCCUUCAGACAGCGAGGCAUCCUGCCGUCCUGCUGCCGCGGUUCCUCCCCGCUGAGAGCCAGAGCUGGGAGGAGAAGAGCGCCGCUGGCACUCCGCAUCGCUCUGCACUUGGGUUUGUGUGCGGUUCCUGCCCACGCCUCCGCGCGCCGGCUGCCCCACCUGUCUGCGGGCUCUUUAACUACCAGCCUAAGCUGUGGGACUGUCAUGGCAUUUAGUUCAGAGUUGAGGGGCUUUGGCCUGAAAUAAAAUUCAACUAUUUAA
This is a messenger RNA of Phyllostomus hastatus (greater spear-nosed bat), 2323 nucleotides long. RefSeq names its product sorting nexin 11 (gene SNX11). Gene Ontology annotation, biological process: intracellular protein transport. Lineage: Eukaryota; Metazoa; Chordata; Mammalia; Chiroptera; Phyllostomidae. Bases 265 to 1077 code for a protein of 270 amino acids. Gene Ontology annotation, molecular function: phosphatidylinositol binding. The transcript has 8 exons. The record is from RefSeq and is a predicted model, not a curated record.